GUCUUGUGGUACCCAGAGCCUGCGCGCGCUGAGGUGUGCCCCUGCCCAGAGAGGACCUGGGACUGGGCCAUGCCAGCUCCAGACCAUCAAGGUGGGAAGAGGACCGCAUCCCAGAGCCGGUGAGCAACCCGCAGCUGUGGCCGCUACAGAGAAGUUCCGCACCCUCCAGGAGUGAAGAUGAAAGAGAUUUGCAGGAUCUGUGCCCGGGAGCUGUGUGGAAACCAGCGGCGUUGGAUCUUCCAUACCGCGUCCAAGCUCAACCUCCAGGUUCUGCUUUCGCACGUCCUAGGCAAAGAUGUCUCUCGUGAUGGGAAAGGCGAGUUUGCUUGCAGCAAGUGUGCUUUCAUGCUCGAUCGCAUCUAUCGAUUCGAUACUGUCAUUGCCAGGAUCGAAGCCCUUUCUCUUGAGCGCUUACAGAAGCUGCUUCUGGAAAAGGAUCGCCUCAAGUUCUGCAUUGCCAGUAUGUAUCGGAAGAAUAACGAUGACUCUGGCGAGGAGAACAAGGCGGGGAGUGGGACGGUAGACAUUUCCGGCUUGCCAGAUAUGAGGUACGCUGCACUGCUCCAAGAAGAUUUUGCCUAUUCAGGGUUUGAAUGUUGGGUAGAAAAUGAGGAUCAGAUUAACGACUCACACAGCUGUCAUGCUUCUGAAGGGCCCGGAAACCGACCCAGGAGAUGCCGUGGUUGUGCAGCUUUGCGGGUUGCAGAUUCCGACUAUGAAGCCAUUUGUAAGGUGCCUCGAAAAGUGGCCAGAAGUAUUUCUUAUGCCCCCUCUAGCAGGUGGUCUACCAGCAUUUGCACUGAAGAACCAGCAUUGUCAGAGGUUGGGCCACCAGACUUACCAAGCACAAAGGUACCCCCGGAUGGAGAAAGCAUGGAGGAAGGGACACCAGGUUCCUCUGUGGAAUCUCUGGAUGCUAGUGUCCAGGCUAGUCCUCCACAACAGAAAGAUGAGGAAACGGAGAGAAGUGCGAAAGAACUUGUAAAAUGUGACUACUGUUCUGAUGAACAGGCUCCACAGCAUUUGUGUAACCACAGACUGGAGCUAGCUCUUAGCAUGAUUAAAGGUCUUGAUUAUAAGCCCAUUCAGAGUCCCAGAGGGAGCAAGCUUCCUAUUCCAGUGAAAUCCAUCCUACCUGGAGCCAAGCCUGGCCAUAUCAUGACAAAUGGAGUUAGUUCCAGUUUCCUUAACAGGCCUUUGAAACCCCUUUACAGGACACCUGUGAGUUAUCCUUGGGAGAUUUCAGACCUACAGGAGCUGUGGGAUGAUCUCUGUGAUGAGUAUUUGCCGAUCGGGUUCCAGCCCGUGCUUAAAGGGUUACCCACGCAACAAAAGCCAGACUUAAAUGAGACCCCUACAACCCAACCAUCUGUGUCUGAUUCCCACCUGGCAGAACUCCAGGAAAAACUCCAGCAAACGGAGGCCACCAACAAGAUUCUUCAAGAGAAACUAAAUGACAUGAGCUGUGAGCUAAAAUCUGCACAGGAGUCAUCUCAGAAGCAAGAUACGACAAUCCAGAGCCUCAAGGAAACACUAAAAAGCAGGGAAAGUGAGACUGAGGAGCUGUACCAGGUGAUUGAAGGUCAAAAUGACACAAUGGCAAAGCUUCGAGAAAUGCUGCACCAGAGCCAGCUUGGACAGCUCCAUAGCUCAGAGGGCAUCGCCCCUGCUCAGCAACAAGUAGCCCUGCUUGAUCUGCAGAGUGCUCUAUUCUGCAGCCAGCUUGAAAUACAGAAGCUCCAGAGGCUGGUACGCCAGAAGGAACGCCAGCUGGCUGAUGGCAAGCGAUGCAUGCAGUUUGUGGAGGCUGCAGCCCAGGAGAGAGAGCAACAGAAGGAAGCUGCUUGGAAACAUAACCAGGAAUUACGAAAGGCUUUACAACAUCUCCAAGGCGAACUGCACAGUAAGAGCCAACAGCUUCACAUUCUGGAGGCGGAAAAAUAUAAUGAGAUUCGAACCCAGGGACAAAACAUUCAACACCUAAGUCACAGUCUGAGUCACAAAGAACAGCUAAUUCAGGAACUUCAGGAGCUCCUACAGUAUCGGGAUAACACAGACAAAACUCUAGACACGAAUGAGGUGUUUCUUGAGAAAUUGCGGCAACGAAUACAAGACCGAGCUGUUGCUCUAGAGCACGUUAUAGAUGAAAAGUUCUCUGCUCUAGAAGAAAAGGACAAGGAGCUGCGGCAGCUUCGCCUUGCGGUGAGAGACCGAGACCAUGACUUAGAGAGACUGCGUUGUGUCCUGUCCGCCAAUGAAGCGACCAUGCAAAGUACAGAGAGUCUCCUGAGGGCCAGAGGCCUGGAAGUGGAGCAGUUAACUGCCACCUGCCAAAACCUCCAGUGGCUGAAAGAAGAACUGGAAACCAAAUUUGGCCAUUGGCAGAAGGAACAGGAGAACAUCAUUCAGCAGUUGCAGACAUCUUUGCACGACAGGAACAAAGAAGUAGAGGAUCUCAGUGCAACUUUGCUCUGUAAACUUGGACCCGGUCAGAGUGAAGUAGCUGAGGAACUGUGCCAGCGCCUGCAGCGAAAGGAAAGGAUGCUGCAGGACCUUCUGAGUGACCGGCACAAACAGGCCAUGGAGCAUGAGAUGGAGAUCCAGGGGCUGCUCCAGUCGAUGGGCACCAGGGAGCAGGAAAGACAGGCUGCUGCAGAAAAAAUGGUACAAGCCUUCAUGGAAAGAAACUCAGAAUUGCAGGCCCUGCGCCAGUAUUUAGGAGGCAAAGAAUUAAUGGCAUCAUCUCAGGGGUUCAUCUCUAACCAGCCAGCUGGAGUGACUUCCAUCGGCCCCCACCAUGGAGAGCAAAUUGAUCAAGGUUCUCUGCAGAUGCCCUCUCGAGAUGAUAGCACUUCACUGACUGCCAGAGAGGAGGCAAGCAUACCCCGGUCCACAUUAGGAGACUCGGACACAGUUGCAGGGCUGGAGAAAGAACUGAGCAAUGCCAAGGAGGAGCUGGAGCUCAUGGCCAAAAAAGAAAGAGAAAGCCAGAUAGAACUGUCUGCCCUGCAGUCCAUGAUGGCUGUGCAAGAGGAGGAGCUGCAGGUGCAGGCCGCUGACCUGGAGUCCCUGACCAGGAACAUACAGAUAAAAGAAGACCUCAUAAAGGACCUGCAAAUGCAACUGGUUGACCCUGAAGAUAUACCAGCCAUGGAGCGCCUGACCCAAGAAGUCUUACUUCUUCGGGAAAAAGUUGCUUCAGUGGAAUCCCAGGGUCAGGAAGUAUCAGGGAACAAGAGACAGCAGCUGCUGCUGAUGUUGGAAGGACUAGUGGAUGCACGGAGCCGGCUCAACGAGGCCCUGCAAGCUGAGAGGCAGCUCUACAGCAGCCUGGUCAAGUUCCAUGCCCAGCCGGAGAACUCUGAGAGAGACCGAACUCUGCAGGUGGAACUGGAAGGGGCCCAGAUGUUACGCAGUCGGCUAGAAGAAGUUCUUGGAAAAAGCCUGGAGCGCUUGAACAGGCUGGAGACGCUGGCCGCCAUUGGAGGUGCUACUGCAGGCGAUGAGACUGAAGAUACGAGCACGGAGUUCACAGACAGCAUUGAGGAGGAGGCUGCACACAACAGCCACCAGCAACUCAUCAAGGUGGCAUUGGAGAAAAGCCUGGUGACCAUGGAGACCCAGAACAUAUGUCUUCAGCCCUCUUCCCCAGUAGGAGAAGACAGUAACAGGUGCCUUCAGGAGGAAAUGCUCCACCUGAGGGCUGAAAUCCACCAGCACUUAGAGGAGAAGAGAAAAGCUGAGGCGGAACUCAAGGAGCUAAAGGCUCAAAUUGAGGAAGCAGGAUUCUCCUCUGUGUCCCAUAUCAGGAACACCAUGCUGAGCCUUUGCCUUGAGAAUGCAGAGCUGAAAGAGCAGAUGGGAGAAGCAAUGUCUGAUGGAUGGGAGGUCGAGGAAGACAAGGAGAAGGGCAAGGUGAUGGUGGAGACUGUGGUCACCAAAGGGGGUCUGAAUGACAACAGCCUUCAGGCCGAGUUUAGGAAAGUCCAGGGGAAACUCAAGAGUGCCUACAACAUCAUCAACCUCCUCAAAGAACAGCUGGUCCUGAGCAGCUCAGAAGGGAACACUAAAGAGAUGCCAGAGCUCCUCGUGCGCCUGGCCAGGGAGGUGGACAGAAUGAACACAGGCCUGCCCUCCUCGGGGAAGCAUCAGCACCAAGAGCAGGAGAAUCCAACCGCAAGGCCUAGCCCUAGACCUCAGAGCCUCACGCUUGGGGCAGCCGUCUCAGUGGAUGGCUACCAACUGGAGAACAAGUCCCAGGCCUCAGACUCUGGACCUCAGCUAGAAUUUAGCCUCCCGGGCUCCACCAAACACCUGCGCUCCCAGCUGGCUCAGUGCAGACAACGGUACCAAGAUCUCCAGGAGAAGUUGCUCAUCUCAGAAGCCACCGUAUUUGCCCAGGCAAACCAGCUGGAGAAGUAUAGGGCCGUAUUGAGUGAAUCCCUGGUGAAACAGGACAGCAAGCAGAUCCAGGUGGACCUCCAAGACCUGGGCUACGAGACUUGCGGUCGAAGCGAGAAUGAGGCUGACCGUGAGGAGACCACCAGCCCCGAGUGUGAGGAGCACAAUAACCUGAGGCCCAUGCUCCUGGAGGGGCUGUGCUCUGAGCAGGGGUACCCGGACCCUGUCUUGGUCAGCCCACCUGUGAAGAAGCCCUUGAAGAACAAGCUGGGGGAGCAAGAGGAGUUCCAGGCCCAAGGAACUCCAGACAACAGUUCUCUCCUGAGGAAGGACAUCCGAGAUCUGAAAGCCCAGCUACAGAAUGCCAACAAGGUCAUUCAGAACCUGAGGAGCAGGGUCCGGUCCCUGUCUGCCACAAGCGAUUACUCAUCGAGUCUAGAGAGACCCCGCAAGCUGAGAGCUGUGGCAACCCUUGAGGGAGCUUCCCCCCACAGCGUCACUGAUGAAGAUGAGGAGUGGCUGUCGGAUGGCACCGGGGCUUUUUACCCUCCAGGGCUCCAGGCCAAAAAGGAUCUAGAGAAUCUCAUCCAGAGAGUAUCCCAGCUGGAGGCCCAGCUCCCCAAAACGGGACUAGAGGGGAAGCUGGCGGAGGAGCUGAGGUCUGCCUCGUGGCCUGGAAAAUAUGAUUCCUUGAUUCAGGAUCAAGCCCGAGAACUGUCAUAUCUGCGUCAAAAAAUACGAGAAGGGCGAGGGAUAUGUUACCUUCUCACCCAACAUGCAAAAGACACUGUAAAAUCCUUUGAGGACCUCCUAAGGAGCACCGACAUUGACUACUACCUGGGCCAGAGCUUCCGGGAGCAACUAGCCCAGGGAGGUCAGCUGAUAGAGAGGCUCACCAGCAAACUCAGCACAAAGGAUCAUAAGAGUGAAAAAGAAGAAGCUGGGCUUGAGCCGCUGGCCCUCAGGCUCAGCAGGGAACUACAGGAGAAGGAGAAAGUGAUUGAAGUUCUGCAGGCCAAGCUAGAUACCCGGUCUCUCUCACCUCCCAGCAGCCAUGCCGUGUCUGACUCCCACCGCUCUGCCAGCAGCACAUCCUUCCUGUCAGAUGACAUCGAAGCCUGCUCUGACAUGGAUGUAGCCAGCGAGUACACACACUAUGAAGAGAAGAAAUCCUCACCCAGUCACUCAGACUCCAUCCAUCUUCCGAGUCAUUCUACUGUGUUGUCUUCUAACCCAUCAGCAGCCACUGCAUCUCAGGGGCUUAAGGGCGAGUCCAGCAGCAGCCCCAUCAGCUUGCCAACUCCCCAGAAUCCCCCUAAGGAGGCCAGCCAGGCCCAUCCAGGCUUUCACUUUAACUCCAUACCCAAGCCGGCUAGCCUUUCCCAGGCACCAAUGCACUCCACUCUGGCCAGCUUCGUGCCUUUCAGCCCCUCUGGGCCUCCCCUUCUUGGUUGCUGUGAGACACCGGUGGUGUCCUUGGCUGAGGCUCAACAAGAGCUGCAGAUGCUGCAGAAGCAGCUUGGAGAAAGUGUUAGCACUGCCCCUCCCGCCUCCACAUCCACGCUGCUCAGCAACCAUACAGAAGCUAGCUCUCCUCACUACGUCAACCCUGCUCAGCCCCACUCUCCAACAAGGGCCACCAUAGAGCUGAGCAGAAUCCUGGAGCCUGGAUACCUGGGUAGCAGUGGCCAGUGGGACAUGAUGAGGCCUCAGAAAGGGAGUGUCUCUGGGGAGCUGUCCUCAGGCUCCUCGAUGUACCAGCUUAACUCCAAACCCACAGGAGCCGACCUGUUGGAAGAGCACUUAGGUGAGAUCCGGAACCUGCGCCAGCGCCUGGAGGAGUCCAUAUGUGUCAAUGACCGGCUUCGGGAGCAGCUGCAGCACAGGCUCAGCUCCACUGCCCGAGAAAACGGGUCCACCUCUCACGUCUACGGUCAGGGACUGGAGUCCAUGUCUCAGCUCUACGGUGAGAACAGAGCCCUAAGGGAAGAAAACCAAAGCCUGCAGACACGGCUAAGUCAUGCUUCCAGAGGCCUUGACAUAAAUACCCCUGUGUCCUGCUCAUCAGGACACUCCCAGGAAAUGGACCACCUUCGGGAAGCUCUACUCUCCUCAAGAUCCCAGCUUCAAGAGCUAGAGAAGGAGCUGGAACAGCAGAAGGCUGAGAGGCAGCAGCUUCUGGAAGACUUGCAAGAGAAGCAGGCUGAGAUCGUGCAUUUCCGAGAGGAGAGGCUGUCCCUCCAGGAAAACAACUCCAGGCUGCAGCAGAAGCUGGCCCUCCUGCAACAACAGUGCGAAGAGAAACAGCAGCUCUCCCUGUCCCUGCAGUCAGAGCUCCAGAUCUAUGAGUCCCUCUGUGAAAAUCCUAAGAAGGGCUUAAAAGCUUUCAGCCUAGAUUCCUGUCAUCAAGUCCCGGGUGAGUUAAGCUGCCUGGUGGCAGAGAUUCGAGCUCUGAGAGGGCAGCUGGAGCAGAGCAUUCAAGUGAACAACCGUCUGCGGCUGCAGCUGGAACAGCAGAUGGAUCGUGGGGCUGGCCCAGCCAGCAUCAGCCUCUCCCCUGUUGGCCAGAGCUUCUCAGCCAAGGUGGAGCCCACAGACCCACAGCCACUCUUCCAAGGUCCAGCUGCUUCCCCUCCGGUCCGGGAUGUUGGCUUGAAUUCUCCAGCCAUGGUCCUCCCCAGCUCUUCUUGCUCCGUUCCCAGCUCAGACCCUGCCAUCAUCAUCAGGACAGAUGAGCUAGGUUCAGAUGAACCUGCAGUGAUGAAGAACCCUCCCAAGCUGGCAGAUGAUGCUACUGAUGGCCCAUUUGCCAACAAACAUGGCAGAUAUGUCAUCGGCCAUGUUGAUGACUACGAUGCUCUACAACAGCAGAUUGGGGAAGGCAAGCUUCUGGUCCAAAAGAUACUGUCUCUCAUGAGGCCAGCGUGCAGCAUCUCUGGACGAGAAGCUCAGAGCACAGAGGUACCAGGUAACACAAGUGUCUAUGAGCUCCAGAGCAGCUCCAGGGCUCUGAGCCACACCCUGGAAGAGUCAGCAUCCCUCCUCACCAUGUUCUGGAAAGCAGCCUUGCCAAACUCGCAUGGUCCUCUACUGGUAGGCAAAGGGGGACAACUGAUGGAGAAAGAACUCCUGGACCUGCGAACUCAAGUAUCCCAGCAGGAGCAGCUCCUUCAGAGCACUGCUGCGCGCCUGAAGAGGGCCAACCAGAGGAAGAAAAGCAUGGAGCAGUUCAUCGUGAGCCAUCUGACCAAGACCCAUGAUGUCUUGAAGAAAGCACGGAGUAAUUUAGAGAUGAAAUCCUUCAGGGCUCUGAUGUGCACUCCAGCCUUGUGACCCUUGCCUUCCAGGAGCCACGCAAGAGGCAGAGCCAGAGGUCCUUAAAGGAACAGGAAGGGUGGGCCUGCCCACCUCUUGUGCAGCUGCCUGUCUGCUGAGGAAUGCCUGGUCCCACCCCUCCCCUGCUGGAGGUCCACAUGGGACAGGCAGGAAAGAAAGUGGCAUCCUGGCAAGCAUGAAUACAGUUAGCCAAGGCCCACCGGGCCCAGCACUGAGCAAAACUCAUGUAGACUGUGUAGAAGGCCCCUGGCACUGCUUCUAGACAGCCUCAGCGGCAUGGUGCCCACCUCAGCAUCUGUCCUCAAGAUAGCCAACUCAGGGGAACCAGGACCUCACCGCCUACAAACAGGAUGUGUGGUCCCAACACCAAUGCUCCUCAGACAGUUGUAAAAGCACACACCAAUGAGUGGCAGUGCCCUGCCGGACAUUGUUGGGGCUCACCAAGCUCCCCUCACAGGCCCAUUCUUGAGCUAGGCCAGCCCUAUGGGCCAAGCCCACUAGUCUGUUGGUCUCUACCAGCACACCAGAGGUCUCUGAGUCUACACAGUGAACGUGGUAACUUUUAGGUGUCCUGCGCUUAGCCUAGCACCUUCUGUUUCUUACAAAAUCUCAAGUUGAACCGACUUCCUUAACUCUGUUGUCCCCUGUAAUCCUAACUUCCCUCAGGGGAACUGGGGACUGGUGGCUACAUCAUGCCUACUGUAUGUCUAGCGUACAGCACACUAGUGCCUCUUUUAAUGGCAUGGGCCAGGCCUGAUAUGUACUGAAGACUCUGUCUCCACAGUGCUCAUAGGAUGUGGGUGUGUGUAUAAAUGUACAAUAUAGAUUUAUAUAUAUUGCUAUGGCUAUGUGUUGAAGGCCAACAUGAUGUGCAGACUGGUGGGUGGGAAGAUGCUAAGCAGUCUUUCUGAUGGCUAUUAAAGCAAACUGUGUAUAAAGAAA
Messenger RNA from Grammomys surdaster, 8679 nucleotides. Its product is annotated as myomegalin. The record is from RefSeq and is a predicted model, not a curated record. The transcript is spliced from 40 exons. Gene Ontology annotation, cellular component: nucleus; microtubule organizing center. NCBI's taxonomy places the organism in Eukaryota, Metazoa, Chordata, Mammalia, Rodentia, Muridae. The coding region runs from base 178 to 7734 and encodes 2518 amino acids. Gene Ontology annotation, molecular function: zinc ion binding.